Molecule: messenger RNA, 1324 nt
Organism: Trametes versicolor FP-101664 SS1
Lineage: Eukaryota; Fungi; Basidiomycota; Agaricomycetes; Polyporales; Polyporaceae
Product: ankyrin
Exons: 4
Coding region: 31-1251 (406 amino acids)
Cellular component (GO): cytoplasm; nucleus
Molecular function (GO): protein binding
Source: RefSeq, a predicted model, not a curated record
GGAAGUGGCGGAUUCAUCGUUUCCGAAGAGAUGCAAGAGCUGAUUGACCGCCCUGGCUUUCUUCCUGCGGAUGUCGGAGGAAGUAGAUUACGCUCACUAUACCAGCGAGGCACGGCUAAGCUUGAGCCCCGCCUUCUGAGCGACUUUGCGAAAUGGUGUUUCACGGGAGACCUGCAAGCUAUAAAGCGAGCCAUCGAAGCUGGUGACGCUCCCGAUAUACUGGGAUCAGAAACACCGUAUCAGCACGCCUACGCCACUUUUGUCGUCCGCGGGGCACAAAAUAUCAUAGGCACCGCCAGCAGUACAGACCAGGACCACGCGGCCACACUCAAGUAUCUGCUCGACCUAGGCGCGCCACCCAACAUGCCUGACAUCGUCGGGUAUACCGCGCUCCACCACGCAUGCAACUCGAAUCCUCGCCCGGAGCUCGCACGGAUCUUGCUUGAGGGCGGUGCGGAUCCGAACCAGCAGGACCACUUCGGAAGUGUUCCGCUCAUGGGCGCGUUCCAAAACGACGCGGUGCAGUUGGUGGACUUGCUCAUGGAGCAUGGGGCGAGUCUGGAUAUCAAGGAUGGGGAUGGAGAUACGCCCGACGACUUCUUCAUCAAAGCUGGCCCGUAUAUCACUGCAGCAGUGCAGAAAUGGAAGCGGAGACGGGCGGGGGAAAGGCAGCCAUUGGACGAAAAGGCAUGCUCCAUGUGUGCCAAGACGGACGUCGAGCUCAAGUUCUGCGCCAAGUGCGGCUCGAUCCGGUAUUGCUCCAAGGAGUGCCAAAAAACAGACUGGCCAAGACAUAAGCUGGACUGCGUGGGGUUCAACGCCGAGACAACAGUUACGCUCAAACCUCACUAUGAAGACAUUGGCCGGGUGUUGCCCACGGCGGACGUCCAGCGGCAGAAGUUUGGCUACCCGGUGCCCAAGCAGCCCAAGCGGAACAUGAGGUCGAUGCACAUUCCGAACAUCCGCCCCGGGGAGACGAAGAAGCUGAUCAUCAAGGUACAAGUGCCAUUCGACAUGGACUUGGGAGUGCCGCAGAUUGAGGAGACCGGGGACUUGAUGGUGUUCGACCGGAAACGCAGCCUGGUCUGUAGGAUCCGGCGGCAGGACGACCCAGAGGGGUACCUGCGCAUAUCGAGGGUGAUCCGCGCAAAGGGCGUCGGCGGUGCGAAGGCGUAUUUCUCGGCGGAGAUGGAGCGGACAGACAGGCUGGUCGUGAAGGUGUCGGAGGUGUUGGCAGAGCAAACGUUUUGAAUUGAAGUCGGACCAUGCGCCGUGACUCUCUCAUACCCUGUCGCCAAGAACCCGUUCAUGUUAUCGCAGUCAU